AUGCUCAAAUGUCGCGCUCCUGGUAUUUCCCGAAAUUCGCGCUUCGGAAAAGAAACCACGUUCUACUGGAUUUGUGGGGGCGUUCAGGGGCGCGUGUGCCGCCACCACCUUGCUCUCACCGCUCCUCUUCUCUCUCCAUCCUGCUCCACCUCUCUCCCACUCUCAGGAGUGGACGUGUCAGUGAUAGGCGCCUUCAGAGGCGCGUGUGCCGCCAUGGGCUUCGCCGCCACCUUCCUCUCGCCCAUCAUCAUCACCCGCCUUGGCCUGCUGCAGGCGGGCGGAGCAGCGCUGCUGUUCCAGUCGCUCGUGCUGGCGGCGUCCCUGGCAGUGUUCGCUGUCUCUCACUCCAUGCGCCAUAACCACUCGCUGCUCCUCGCCUUCCUCGCCCUCAUCGUGCUAUCCCGCCUGGGCCACUGGACGUACGACGUGGUGGACGCACAGAUCUUCCAGGUGGCCAUCCCGCCCGCGCAGGCCAACAUAGUGGGCACCACGGAGGUGGCGUUGGCCAGCCUGGCGGAGCUCGUCAUGCUGGCCCUCGCCAUCGCCGCCCACGACGUGCGCCACUUCGGCCUCCUCGCCGCCCUGUCCGCUGCCGCUGUCUUCGCUGCGGCCGCCAUCUACUGCGCGUGGGAGCGGUCGGGCAAUCAUCAUCGUAGGAGCCUCUUUCCGCCCGAGCCACGGCUAAGGUGGUGGCCGUGGGGCCGGCGCAAGAGGAGAGGCGGCAGGGCGGGUGGUGGGAAAGGGGCCAGGGCAGGAGCACCAGCUGCACCAGCUGCUUAA
Messenger RNA from Closterium sp. Yama58-4, 780 nucleotides. Lineage: Eukaryota; Viridiplantae; Streptophyta; Zygnematophyceae; Desmidiales; Closteriaceae. The record is from the annotation of a GenBank genome assembly.